AUGAGCCAGUUUCUCUCCGAUUUAACCUCCAGCCCCCGUUUUCAGCUCGCGGCAACGGCUGUCUUAUCGGGAGCUACAGUUGCUGCUCUUAUUCUAGGGCACCAGGCAUUGGAGCAGGAAGAGAGAUUAUCCGAACUCAAGAGCUCUAUCCCCGACCUGGCUGAUACUGACGAUGCUAGGCGUAUAAUAAAGAACAGAACUGCCAACCAUAAAUUCGUGGACAAGGAAGACCUCCGCAAUGAAGCUCUCGCCAGACGCGCCCAACAAGGCGACUUCGACGAAGAGCUCAUCCUCGAGCAGCUAGCCCGCAACCGCGUCUUCCUCGGCGAUGACGGCCUCGCAAAACUCCGCGACGCCUUCGUCAUCGUCGUCGGCCUCGGCGGCGUCGGGUCGCACUGCACCGCUGCCCUCGCGCGCUCCGGCGUCUCGCGUCUGCGCCUGGUCGACUUCGACCAGGUCACUCUGAGCUCGCUGAACAGGCACGCCGUGGCGACGUUGGCGGACGUGGGGAUGCCAAAGGUUCACUGCAUGCACAGGAGGCUCAUCGCCAUCACGCCGUGGGUCAAGUUCGAUCUGAGGCAGGAGAAAUUCGAUACCGACGUUGCCGAGGAUUUGCUUGCGCCGUGGCAGGAGGAUGGGAGGAAACCUGACUUUAUUAUUGACGCGAUUGAUAACAUCGAUACCAAGGUCGCCCUCCUGAAGUUCUGCCAUGAUCACGAGCUGCCUGUGAUUUCUGCGGCAGGAUCGGGCUGCAAGAGUGAUCCCACUAGGGUGAUGGUGGGCGAUAUUUCGGGUACCACGAAUGAUCCGCUGUCGAGGUCUACGCGCCGCCGGUUGAAGCUGCAGGGUGUCACUUCGGGCGUCCCCGUGGUGUACUCUGUUGAAAAAAGCGGCGAGGGCAAGGCCUCCCUCAUGCCCCUGGCCGACGAGGAAUUCGAGAAGGGUUCUGUGGGUGAUCUCGGUGCGCUGCCCAACUUCCGCGUCCGGAUAUUACCAGUCCUCGGUACUAUGCCCGCUAUAUUUGGGUACACCGUGGCGAACCACGUCAUAUUGUCCAUUACAGGUUACCCAAUCAACUACCCUACCGUGAAGACUCGAGAAAAGCUUUACGACGCAGCCCUUGCAUAUUUACAGGGUGUAGAAGAGAAACUUGUCCGCGCGACCGAGGGCGUCUCCGACCCCAACGCAGCGGUGGGAUUCAAGCUCCCUAUUUCCGUGGGAGACGCCGCCUACCUAAUCGAGGAGGCGUACCGCGGCAGGAGCGUCGUCUCGGGCGUCCCGACAAAACUUGUCCUCGUCCGGUGGCACCGUCCCGAAGGUUCCGUGAUGAACAAGAUUGGAAGCGGGGCCGACGAGCAAAAGACCUCGAACAUCAGACUACGCAACAUUGUUUGCAUGACGAAGGAAGAGGCUACGCGACACUACGAGAAGGUGCUCAAGGGUGGUGCGAAGCUGGAAGAUUUGUAUGAUAGCGAGGUGCUGGAGCGUGUGGCGGCGCGGCUGGUCGAAGCUGGGAAAGCAGAGAGGUUCAGAUUGUAG
Molecule: messenger RNA, 1539 nt
Organism: Scedosporium apiospermum
Lineage: Eukaryota; Fungi; Ascomycota; Sordariomycetes; Microascales; Microascaceae
Exons: 3
Coding region: 1-1539 (512 amino acids)
Biological process (GO): cyclic threonylcarbamoyladenosine biosynthetic process
Cellular component (GO): mitochondrial outer membrane
Molecular function (GO): tRNA threonylcarbamoyladenosine dehydratase activity; ubiquitin-like modifier activating enzyme activity
Source: RefSeq, a predicted model, not a curated record